AUGAAGUUCACCGCCUCCCUCGUCGCUCUCCUGUCCGCCACUGGCGCCUUGGCUGCUCCCGCCGCCGGAGCUGUCUCCAUGAUGGCUGCCGGUAACCAGUGGACCAUUCAGAGCCUCAACCGCGUCUGCAACGCUGCCGACACUACUUGCACCUGGAACUUCAAGAUCUUCCCCGGCAGCGGCACUGCCACCGCUUGCAAGUACGUCGUCAGCGGCGCCGGUGCCUCCCAGAGGAACGGAGGUCCUACAAAGUGCGGCAACUUCCAGAUCACUUCCGGCUGGAGUGGUCAGUUUGGUCCCGGCAACGGCUUCACCACCAUGUCCGUUGUCAGCACCGGAAAGCACAUCAUCUACCCUGCCUACACCGACAAGCAGCUUGCUGGUGGCAAGGUGGUCAAGCCUGACCAGGCCUACACCCCCGCUUCUCUUCCUUAA
Ilyonectria robusta is the source of this 435-nucleotide messenger RNA. RefSeq lists its product as uncharacterized. The record is from RefSeq and is a predicted model, not a curated record. Bases 1 to 435 code for a protein of 144 amino acids. The transcript has a single exon. Lineage: Eukaryota; Fungi; Ascomycota; Sordariomycetes; Hypocreales; Nectriaceae.